AUGUCGAAGCCAGAUGCACUUCAACGUAACUUGCAACUAAUCCUCGGGGAUAGGCAGAGAAUAGGCUGGCAGCUUGAGCCACCUGCCCCGGGCACGCUAACCGGCAUGGUUGACUUUGGCUCAAAUGACACCUUGUCCUUAUCCUCGUCUGGCCUUUUGGGGAAGGAAUUUCUCAAGGAGCUUGCAAAGUAUCCCAAUUUUAUCCUUGGUGGAAGAGCGUCCCGUUGGGGUGAAGGGUCAACCGAUUACCUUUUGCAACUGGAAGAGUACAUUGCCAAGUUCCAUAAGGCAGAAAGUGCCCUGUUCUUCCAAACUGGCUAUGGAGCAAAUGUUGCUGUCUUUUCAACACUCACCCAGCCGCAUGAUGUGGUUCUGUAUGAUAGCCUCGUCCAUGCAAGUAUCCGGGAAGGAUUGUAUCGCAGCCAUGCAACUACUCUUCCUUUUAGCCACAACGAUCUAGCAAGUCUACGCCAGCGUUUGCUGGACACCAAGAAUCAGCAUGAAGGAGUUAGAUCAGGCCUCUCUCUUGUUUUUAUUGCACUUGAGUCUUUCUAUAGUAUGGACGGCGAUGUGGCGCCUCUCAAGGCAAUCGUCAGGGAAGUGAAGGAACAGCUUCCCCACGGAAAUGCUGUAUUUUUGAUCGACGAGGCACAUUCGACGGGACUGGUUGGCCCCCAGGGGUCCGGCCUGGUGUCUCAUUUGGGUCUGGAGAAAGAGUUCUCUAUUCGGGUUCAUACCUUUGGCAAAGCACAUGGGGCUUCUGGUGUUGUUUUGUCAAGCAGAGAGUGCAAACAAGUCCUGCUUAGUUGCGUCCGUGGACUCAUUUUCUCCACUGCACCAACCUUCACGACCUUGGCGGCAGUCAAGGCUGGGUAUAGCAUUUUAGCGAGUGCCGAAGGCGAAAAGAGGCGAGACCUCGUACAGUCCAACAUAAAUCUGUUCUAUGAUUCCAUCAACAAACAUGCAUCAUGGCCAGGCUGCCAGCACCUCGGUAUCAUCACUAUCCCAAUGAAGCCUACAACUGAUACUACCAUGUCUCCCAUUAUCCCCAUCAUCGCUCACCACGGCGGAGCAGCAGCUCUGGGACAGUCUUUGAGCCAAAAAAGGUUUCGCGUUCUCGUUGUUCAUUUUCCCGUUGUGCCCAAGGACCAGGAGCGAGUUAGGAUCAAUUUGCACGCUGAUCAUACAGCCGACCAGAUUCUUUCACUUGUCGACCUGAUCAUUGAGUGGACUCAGACGCGCCGGAGAGUUGGAAUGUCUGAAUCUCAUCUCUAA
Messenger RNA from Fusarium musae, 1275 nucleotides. Its product is annotated as putative secondary metabolism biosynthetic enzyme. Gene Ontology annotation, biological process: biosynthetic process. The transcript has 3 exons. Gene Ontology annotation, molecular function: pyridoxal phosphate binding. Bases 1 to 1275 code for a protein of 424 amino acids. The record is from RefSeq and is a predicted model, not a curated record. NCBI's taxonomy places the organism in Eukaryota, Fungi, Ascomycota, Sordariomycetes, Hypocreales, Nectriaceae.